This is a messenger RNA of Pogonomyrmex barbatus (red harvester ant), 483 nucleotides long. RefSeq names its product component of gems protein 1-like. NCBI's taxonomy places the organism in Eukaryota, Metazoa, Arthropoda, Insecta, Hymenoptera, Formicidae. The record is from RefSeq and is a predicted model, not a curated record.
AUGGACCAUUCUGCUACCACUCGUCACACUUUUCACCGCCACUAUAAUCGCAACUAUUGCCAUCAUCGUCAUCACCAAUACCACCAUUGCUAUCAUCUCCAUCACCACCGUUACCACCAUCACCACCAUCACCACCAGCACAUCUGUUAUUGUAACCACCAGUAUGCCAAUGUAAAUCAAUCUAAGGACAAGAUGUUGCGAGAUGACAACCGCUACCGUUCCUCCUUUCACUUUUCGGUAAUUUUUCUAAAUGCUCUAUCCUACAGUCGAUAUGACGAUAACAAUAAUGAUGACGAUAACGAUGACGAUGACAAUGACGACAAUGCUAAUAUGAAUGCAAAUGUAAAUGUUAAUGAUGACGGUGACGAUAACAAUAAUGCUAAUGACGCCAAGUACGACAACGACAGCGACGAAAUUUUUCUAACGAAGGAUGUUUUGCGGUUUACAGUACAAGGUACACCUUUUGCAAGUUCUUAUGUAUGA